Messenger RNA from Culex quinquefasciatus (southern house mosquito), 2938 nucleotides. RefSeq names its product ankyrin repeat domain-containing protein 13D. Gene Ontology annotation, molecular function: protein binding. Lineage: Eukaryota; Metazoa; Arthropoda; Insecta; Diptera; Culicidae. The transcript has 5 exons. The record is from RefSeq and is a predicted model, not a curated record. Gene Ontology annotation, cellular component: cytoplasm. The coding region runs from base 341 to 2299 and encodes 652 amino acids.
AAAAAUAAAAGUUCGCAGCAGCAGUUCGUUCGGUCAGUCCAGUUCAACUUUCCUUGAGGAAAAAAAGUCCUCUUCUCUUUAUCAAUAAACUCGGUCCGGCGGUGGUGUUGUGUGCAUAGGUAAUUCCCAAAAGCCUAUAAAUAGCUCCAUAUGCAACGCUAACAAACACGGUGGCAGAGCGUUCCUUCGUUUCGGUUUCUCUCCGCGUUCCGAUAAGUGUCCCCAUCCGGCAGCACCAUCUUCCUGCUCCUGCCGCCCGAGAGUGUGAAUCAUUUUAUUUGUCCGUCCGUCGUCGUCGAAGAAGCCAAACAACUAAAAAAACAACAACGCGGCAGCAGCAAUGAUAACCGUCGAGCAGAUCGCGGCCAAAUAUCCGCUCCACUGGUUCGUCUGGAACAACGACUUCCGGGAGCUGCAGCAGGCCCUCGAAAAGGGGGAGCAUGACCUGGAGCAGUUGGACCCGAGGGGACGUACGCCGCUCAUGCUGGCCGUUAAACUGUGCCACUUGGAGUGCGUCAAGGCACUGCUCGGGGCCAAGGCAAACGCAAACUUCGAACACGACGGAUGGUCCGUGGUCCAGGAAGCGGUCUGCUCCGGCGAUACCCAGAUCCUCACCGCCGUGCUGGAAGUCCGCGAUCUCCAGCGCCACAUCAAGCGCGUCUCGCACGUGCCCCAGCUGCUGCAGCACCUUCAGGACACGCCCGACUUUUACGUCGAGAUGAAGUGGGAAUUUACGAGUUGGGUUCCGCUCAUGUCGCGGGUUUGUCCCAGCGACACGUACAAGGUGUACAAGCGCGGCUCGAACGUCCGGAUCGACACGACGCUGCUUGGGUUUGAUAACAACAGUUGGCAGCGGGGCAAUCGGAGUUAUAUUUUUAAGGGACACGCCGAGACGGCUACGAUGAUCGAGAUUGACCACGAUACGGGGGAGGUUUCGGUGGAGCACAUGCGCAACCUGGAGGCGGAAGCGAUCGAUGGGAUUCCACCGUCGAAGGAAUCGGUAGCGUUGCGACUGCAGGCGCCGGUGAUCUGCAAUCACAUCGACAUGGAUAAGAUUAGCUUCGAGCGGAACAAGUCCGGGUUUUGGGGCUGGCGCAGUGAAAAGUCGGAGAACAUUAACGGGUACGAGUGCAAGGUGUACGGCGCGAGUAACGUGGAGUUUAUCACGCGAACUCGGAACGAACAUCUGAGUGAGGAGCAGGCACGCAUCAAGAGUUCGCGAACUCCGCUGCAACACUUUCUGGGAAUGGCCGAAGAGGACUACGACCACGCCGGUUCGAACGCCUCGCCAAGUGCACUUAAGGAUUCCUGCGCGUCUCCGUUGCUGGUCGACAGCAACACCAACAGCCCGGUCCACGAGCCAACGACGUCGUCCUCGUCCAGCAGCAACGAUUCCGCGAUCGCCAAAGCUCCGAGUCCGGAGGAAUACUUCUCCGAGGGAUUGGACCUGCAAGGACGGGACGUGGGCAAACCAAAGAGAGUUACGGCCAAAGUACAGCGCUUCAAGGCCAACAUUUGGCUCGGGGAUGAUUUCCCGAUCAAGCUGCAGGAGCAAGUGUUGCCGAUUCUGGAUUUGAUGUCAACGAUGGCCAGUCCACAUGUGUCAAAGCUGAAAGACUUUAUCACGAUGCAGCUUCCGUCCGGGUUCCCGGUCAAAAUUGAAAUUCCCCUCUUCCACGUGCUGAACGCGGUCGUCACGUUCGGCAAUGUGUUUGCGAUCGAAACGCCCGUCGCGAAUGUGACCUCGAUCGAGGAGUCGGACGACCGGACCAGUUGCGUCAUCGACGACUGCUGCUUCGACGUGCCGGCCGAGUACGUGCGCCGAUCGAGCAGCGAUUACCGCCGUCAGGUCACCUUCGAGGACGAGGACGAGUUGAUGCAGUUUGCGAUCCAGCAGAGCCUGAUCGACUCGGGCAGCGAAAACGACGAAGUGGACAUUUGGGAGGCACUCCGCGCCCAGCGACCCCUCACGCCCAACUUUUACGAGGACGAGCAGCUGCAAAGAGCUUUGCAAGAAUCACUGAUCACGGGCUAUCAGCAGCAGCAACAACAGCAGCACCAGAGUGGUGAUACUAGCAGCGGAGAUCUUGUUGUACCUGCCCGACCUGCUGCCCUCGACAAUGGCCAGGCCGCCGCCGCCGCUCUGGACGAAGUGGACAGCAUACCGGACUACCUCGACCCGAACCUGGAGCUAGCGAUCAAGCUGAGCCAGGAGGAGGAACGACGCCGCGAGGAGGAACGCAAACGGGAAGAGGAAAUGCUGGCCGAGGUGCUGCGGCUCAGUUUGGAGGAGAAGUAGAGCCACUUCCGGUCGGUAGGUUCCGUUUGCUUCCAAACACUUGAUUCCAAAAAAAAAAGGAACCACUCCCUUCCCUAAGCGAUAGAUGACGACAGGAACGGCAAGGUUCAACAGAAGAGGAAAAAAUAUGUCUAAAUUCGAAUAUAGGAUAUUCGUGCAGUGUGUAACAAUUAACUAUUGGUAAACGACGUAUAUUUAUUAUCACUAGCCAUUUUUUCAUAAUAUUUAUACAAUAGUGAUUGUGAAAGAAUUAAAAAUAACUUUUUUAUAUAUUGUAUCCUAUGUAUAGAGUUAGAAUCGCUGCUAAGAGAAAAAGAAAACAAGAAAGGUAUAAAACCAACAAGCUACACAGAAAACAAACGACACUAUUUCAGCAGGUGCACCGAAAAUAAGUUAACUUUAAUAUAAAUAUUCUAUUCAAACUAUUUUAUACACAAUUAACCAUACCUUUUUCUCGGUACUAUAAUUUUCCAAUUUCUCAGUGAUAAAGCAAGAGUGAGUGUACCAAAAAUUGUACUGCAUACCCAGACAUUAUUGUAUUGCAUGUUAAACGAAAAGCUACUUUCCAUUUUUUUCUUAAUAUUAUUCAUUUUGAAUAAGUUAUUCAAUUAUAAUUAUGAAUAAACACCUAAUAAAACA